ACCAAAUGAACAUGAAAACAGAAAAGAAGGAAAUCCGUUGUAUUACUUUGUUAAAAAAAAGUUGAUCAAGGAAUUAAAUUGAGUUAGAUAGAUCAAAGAAUUACAUUUCUGUUCACACUGGGAAAUUUAUUCCCCAUAAAAAUUCAGAAAUGUAGGUAAAUACUGAUUCUAAAGUUUGGUAUUCUUCAACCUAAUGAAUUGAGAUGGCGGGGUCAAAAUGGUGGGUUUAAAACUGGGGUCUUGGGCACCCUAAAAUCAGCUGGUGAGCGUAUACACAUGGACCCACAUGGGUCCAUCCGCCUGACUCACUCAGCCACAGCCCUUCUUUCCAGGCUACCUGGCAUGUCAGAUGCCCACACUCUGGUAUCUCCCAUCUGCCCCACCCAGGGGGAACAAUGGGUCCACUGUGACCCUCACAGGAUUCUGGUGGCCUCACAAUGUCCCCCUGAGGUCACUACAGAGAUAACCUUACCACCCCCUGCACCUCAGGCACAAGACUGCCAAGGCCAGCAUAGGUGAUCAUCCUUGGUCCUCCUCUGGCCACCCAGGGCAAGGCUCGGGCCAGAGCCCUACAGGAAGCCUCUGAGGGAACCAGGAACUGGGGCGCACCUCCCCCACCGAGAAGCAACCCAGAAGAGAUUUCCAGCCGCCAUCCUGGAGGUCCUUGAACCCAGCUCCCUUCACCCACCCCAGGAAGAGAUGCAGAAAGACACUUCGCUGCCGCCCCCAUCUGGGCCCUUGGCCUCCAACACUGCCCUGGGUGCAGGCCUGCAGGCCAGCUCAUCUGGACUCCCGAGCAAGAGCGAGACUCCGCGCAGCACCAGCCCCAACCCCCACCGGAAGCCCAACAUAUCCAAGGUGAUCCUGGGGUUCGUGGCAGGCAAGGGGGCAGGCAAACGCGUGUCCCUGGCCGCCCUGAAGAAGGCUGUUGCCACCAGGGGCUACAACAUGACCCGCAACGCCUGGCGCUUCAAGCGAGUGCUCAAGGGGCUGGUGGACAAGGGCAUGCUCAAGCGGGUGACAGGCAAGGGGGCCGCAGGCUCCUUCCUCAUGGGCAAGAAUCAUGCCUCCAAGAUUAAGCUCAAGGCCAAGAGACGGCGGCAGCGGCGGCAGCAGUCUCGGCAGCGCCGGUCUGGGCAGCGCCAGCCUGGGCAGCGCCAGUUGCUCAUGGGCUCCAAACAGGGGCACAAGCAACCCAUCAGGGGGGUUCGCAGGGCGGCCAAAUGCCGCCGCAGUUAACCAGGAAGGUUGGGCAAGCAGGCAGGGGUGCCAGGCCCGCCACAGGCUCAGUGCAGUGAGAAUAAAAGGAGCCUAACUUAUUUCA
Odocoileus virginianus texanus is the source of this 1324-nucleotide messenger RNA. RefSeq names its product histone H1.9-like. Gene Ontology annotation, molecular function: DNA binding. Gene Ontology annotation, biological process: nucleosome assembly. Gene Ontology annotation, cellular component: nucleosome. The record is from RefSeq and is a predicted model, not a curated record. Lineage: Eukaryota; Metazoa; Chordata; Mammalia; Artiodactyla; Cervidae.